AUGUCGUUUCAAUAUAUUACUGUACAACAAUUCUUCGGUAAUUCAUAUGUGUAUCCUUCUUCAUCGUUAUCUGUAUCAAGUAUCGCUGCUGCAAAUACAGAUCCUUUGUUAAUAUCUGAUGUUCGACGAAUUUUUGAAGGUAAACGUGUUGUUUUUGCUGGUGAUUCUGAAGUUAGACCGAUAUAUCAUGAUAUGGCAACAUUUUUAGUUAACGGUCAUCGUUUAUAUUCUACAGAUAUUACUGUUCAAAAUAGUGAAAACCUUUACUCGUAUAACAAUGAAUGUCGUGUGCGUGCUGAUGGACGACCAGGUAUGUCAAACUACGUCGAUGAACAUAUGUGUCAGUGGUCACCGUCAUCAUCAAUUCAUUACAUCUAUCUUGCUUCGCUUGAUUGUCAUGAAUCAAAUGAACUUCUCCGUUUCGUUCAAUGUGCUGAUUUAGUUGUAUUUUCAUCAGUAAAUGGUGAUAUGAAUUGUAUCAGUUUACUAUUUAAUCAACAUCAAUUUAUUAAUCUUCAAUCAUGUAUAUUCAUGUCGGUUAAUCCAUCAACUAAACUUGAAAAUGUUAUUAAACAAGUUGAAAGUUCGAAUAGACUUAUUUCAUUUACGAUCAAACAACCAAAUGAUAAAAAUAUGAAUGAAAACAACAAAUGGGAUUUAACUCGAACUAUAUUGAUACACAAGUCAUCUUAUCUUCGUUCAGUUGUACUUAAAUAUCCUUAUGAUUACGUAGAUGUAUCAAAUUAUAUUUCAAUUGUUUCGAAUACUACAUCACUUAAUUUGUUAAUAAUAAGAUAUCUAUAUACGAUAAUAAAACAUGAAGUUCUAUUUCAAAAUAAUAAUUGUUUAAUUGAAACGCCACCUAUUAAUGAAAAUGAUCUUCCUAUAUCACCACAAAUGACAUCCUUCGAUUCAACAAUUUUUGCUGUAUGUGACAGUCGUGCAAUCGCUUAUAUUUUACGUUGUAUGCCUAAUCUUAUUCGUUUUAUUUUUCUUUAUGCAAGAUGUUGA
This is a messenger RNA of Rotaria sordida, 1011 nucleotides long. Lineage: Eukaryota; Metazoa; Rotifera; Eurotatoria; Philodinida; Philodinidae. The record is from the annotation of a GenBank genome assembly.